CGAAAAGAUGCAGCCUAGUGUACCCCUCAAUUCAGCAACAUGCUCCAACGUCACAAUUGUCUGAACGUUGUCUGUCAUCGGUUUGAGGAUAUGUACAUGCAUAGGUAGCAAUACGGAGGUUGUCAGAAUUAGACUGGAUGCGUAGUGAUUUGCAUUUAUAUAAGCUACGGUAAAUUUCUUUAUUAAAUUGAAUUGUUUAAUUUCUAAAUUACUACUGUGUAUUUCUAGUUUUCAAUUAUAUUCAAUGAAUUCGUAUGAGGUAGUUCUGUGGUUAGUUGAAUACACUAUUGCCGACAAAAUGUAAGCUAAACGAAUUGUAAACCCUGUUAUUAACCCUACUUACAAAUAAACAUUAUUUCAGCUUCGAGCUAACUCACUGCUAAAUACGAGUUUUGCUACGCGGAUUGUCCGAAAAUAGUUUAUUUGACCACAGAAAACUCGAAGAUUUUUAACGAUGUCCAACCCACCAAGGCAGUCGAUGAUCAGGCAAACGCGGUCGAAAACCCGCGCGGCGAAGGAGAGUGCAAAUCCCAACCUCCAAGUUGAGACGGAUUCACUGGAGGAAAAUCACUCGUCCAAUUCGUUUGAACCGUCGAUCAUUGAUGUUGAUGGAGGCGAUAAAAUUGAGUGCGGUGGUUGCGACAAACCGAACAGUUACGAAUUGUAUAUGGUCCAAUGCCGAAGCUGUGCCCGUUGGUACCACUUCUCUUGCGCCAAUGUGAAGCAAUCGACGGUUCGGAAAGAAGCCUUUGUGUGUAAACUGUGUGUGCCACCAGCUAGUUCUAGAACAAGUCGCACUACUACGUCUAGUAUGCGACAGGCGAGGAUUGCCCGGGAACUAGAACGCCUUGAAGAGGAGAGGAGGCUGAUGGAACGGAUGCACGAAGAGGAGUUUGCACUGCAGGAAAAGGCCAGGAAGGACAAGUUCGAACGCGAGAAGCAAUAUUUAGCCAAAAGGUUUGAUUUGCUUCGGCAACAAGAUGAGCAAGACGGAACAUCGAAUUCGGGUAGCAGUCAUCGUUGUCAGCAUAGUCGUCAGGGAAGCCAAAACCGAGUUCAGGACUGGGUGGAUGACGUCGCCAGAAUUACCGAAGGCGCUGGCGAGCGGUUACCAGGAACCACCGUAGUCGUCAACGAAAAGGACUUCGACCCGAAUGUCAUCGUUACCAACGAAGGCCACGCUUCAUCAACCCCAGUAAAAACUCAUGUACCUACGCCACUGGUUCCAUUACGUCUGAAUGACAAGAGCCAGGAACUGGUUUCGGCUCCGCGUACCACCGGAAGUAUUGCGAUCGGGGAGACAGCGGACGAGGAUUCAGAAAGCGCGAUUGGAGCUGUUGGCGGGACGAAUCGCCCCAGGAUUUCACCGGUGCUGUCGUUCGUUGAUGUGGUAGGCCCCCUUGACAAUCUGCUGAACAAUCCGGUUGUGACGAAAUCCAAAACGGGCACGAUUCCGAAGUUGCAGACUCGUCCAUCCUUCGAACAAUGGCGUUCUCGUACUACCAACAACGAACACGAAAAGGAGCGUGUAAAAGAAAGUGAUGUACGGAGGCAGCGGGAGCUGGAUUUGAUCGAUCAGCUUAACCGGCUCGAGAUGCAGAAAGAAGACGGGUUCCUCAAGAACCGAGAACUGGAGCAGCAGAUGAAAACGCGAGAAAAAGAACAGGAGCAAUUGGUGCUGCAAAAACAACGUGAAUUGAGCAAAUUGGAACAACAGUUGCAACGUCAGAAGCAGGAGCAGGAAAACUUCGUCCAGCAACAGCAGAAGGUUUUAAAGAAGCGUGAUGAGGAACUGGACCGUCUACGGCGUCUGGAGCAAGAAUAUAGGCAGUAUAGGCAAGGUCAAAAGCAUCGAGAACUACAUCAAGCGCCGACGAUAGAGAGUCGUAUUCAUCAGAAGGAGAACGAUGAUAUAACAACCCUGCGGCCGCAGGUUCUACAUUCUGCUGCCGCGAUAUCAAAUUCAGCGGGCCACGGAGAGCCUGCAGGAAUUCCUCGCCAAGAUGACAUCUGUGGGAAUCCGGUAAGUGAUGCUUUGCUAGGCGGUACUCAACCGCAUUCACAUGAUGUCCGAUUACAACACCGGAGCUUCGACGAACCUGGAAUCAACACUCCCGUGGGAGGGCGCUCAGAUAUUGACAUAGAAAGUAGGGCGUUUGCUAGUGAAGUUUCUGUUAGGCCUAGUCAGAUACAAAAUCCAGUAUUGAACCCCUACCUCCCAGUCUCGACUCCCCCUGUAGUCAACAACGUCGCUAUUCCUCCCCAAUUGGCUCCUACUCCCCAACAAUUAGCGGCCCGACAAGUGGUUAAUCGUGAAUUACCUAUAUUCGCGGGUGAUCCGAUUGAUUGGCCCCUAUUUAUAAGUAGUUAUAACCAUUCGACACACGCUUGUGGCUACUCAGACUCCGAAAACUUGCUUCGUCUUCAAAGGUGUCUGAAGGGAAGUGCCAAAGAAGCGGUAAGUAGUUUCUUGCUCCAUCCCACAACGGUGCCACAAGUGGUUUCAACGUUACAACUCCUGUACGGUAGACCGGAGCAAAUCGUCCAGAGUUUGAUCGCCAAAGUACGUAACACGCCGGCACCGAAGAGUGAAAGGUUGGACACGUUAGUAAGUUUCGGUCUCGUUGUGCAAAACUUAUGCGGGCAUUUGAAGGCCAUAGGAUUGGAAAACCAUCUUUCGAAUCCAGUUCUCCUCAAUGAGCUGGUCGAAAAGUUACCAACAGCAGUGAAGUUCAAUUGGGCCCUUCAUCAAAGUCAACUCGCGGUGGUCGAUCUGAGUGCGUUUGGGGAAUAUAUGGCGAAUGUUGUGUCUGCGACAAGCUGCGUGGUAUCCUGGAAUGGAGUAGCGUCUAAGGUGGCCAAGGAUGACUGCUCCAAGGGUAAGGAUCGGGCGUACAUCAACACACACACCAAACCGGGGAUGACAGGAAGACAUCAUGAAGUUGUCGAAGAAGAUCGUGCCACUUUCGUUACACAGCAGGAAGGACCCAAGAGCUCGGAGAAACCACUGACAUGCCCGUCGUGCAAGAAUAGGGGUCAUCUGGUGGAAGAUUGCGGACUGUUCAAGAGGAUUUCUAUUGACGAUCGUUGGAAGGUGGUAAAGGAGAAUAGACUUUGCGGUCGGUGUCUAACGUCCCACACACGUUGGCCUUGCAAGGGUCAAGUAUGUGGAAUAGAUGGGUGCCCAAGGCGACAUCAUCGUCUUCUCCAUGAUAAAAACUCAUCGGUGCCAACCAAAAUUGAUGCUGGAAAGAAUGCAACGGUAUCUCUCCAUCGGCAGCCGUCGUCCUUCAAUCUCUUCCGUAUUAUUCCUGUGACUCUUUACGGAAGGAAGGGAAAAAUGGACACCUACGCCUUCCUUGACGACGGAUCGUCGGUUUCACUGAUAGAAGACAGAAUAGCUGAUACACUCGGAUUGGACGGUGUCGCUGAAUCUCUCUGUGUCCACUGGACUGGUGGAAUCAAGAAAAACUAUUCCAAUUCUCGGAUGGUUUCGUUAGAAAUUUCCGGCGAAGGAAAAGAUAGGCGGUACCUUGCAUCGGAAGUCUACACAGUGCGUAACCUUGGACUGCCUGAGCAAACGAUGAAGAUCGCCGAAUUGGUAAAGGAGUUCCAGCAUCUGAAGAACCUUCCGGUUCGGGAUUUCGAUUCAGCUGUUCCUGGUAUUCUUAUUGGCCACAACAACGUACAUUUGCUGGCUUGCCUUAAGCUACGAGAAGGACGUGAACAUGAACCGAUUGCCACGAAGACUCGUUUAGGCUGGGUUGUCUACGGAAGCCGACGAGGACCAGAGAUCAAUCACCCGCAUCUGCAGAUGUACAUCUGCAACAAGCAGGAAGAUCAAAAUUUGCACAAUUACGUUCGUAACUUCUUUGAAUUGGAAAGCUUGGGUGUCGCAGUUGUUCCCGAAGUGAAAGGAUCGGACGAGCAACGAGCAAUGUCGAUUCUCAAUGAGUCGACGGUGCGAACACCCAGCGGGCGUUUCAAAACGGCUCUCUUGUGGAAGUACGAUGACUUCGAGUUUCCGGACAGUAAGCGGAUGGCGAUUAAGCGGAUGGAGUGUCUGGAACGGAGACUGCGCAAUAACCCUGACUUGUAUAACAAUGUUCGAAAACAGAUUGUGGAAUAUCAGGAGAAAGGGUAUUCCCAUAAAGCUACGGCUGAAGAGCUGCAACGAUUUGAUCCGAGGCGAACCUGGUUUCUUCCGUUGGGGGUUGUGUUGAAUCCCAAAAAACCCAACAAAGUUCGACUCGUGUGGGAUGCAGCGGCCACGGUCGACGGAAUAUCACUCAACACGAUGCUGAUGAAAGGUCCUGACCUGUUAACACCUCUGCUACAUGUGUUGUAUCCGUAUCGCGAACGAGAGGUAGCCAUCACAGCAGAUGUGAAAGAAAUGUUCCACCAACUUCUUGUGUGCGAGGAGGAUCGUAGUGCUUUACUAUACCUUUGGCGGAACUCUGCUGAUUUACCAUUGGACACGAUGGUAAUGGAUGUGGCGAUAUUUGGAGCUUCAUGUUCGCCCACGCAGGCACAAUUUGUUAAAAACAUGAACGCUAUGGAAUUCGAACACCAAUAUCCUAGAGCUACACUUGCGAUAAUACGGCGUCACUACGUAGACGACUAUUUAGAUAGUGUCGAUACCAUAGACGAAGCAGUAGAAUUGGCCGCCCAAGUCAUGGAGGUCCACGGUCAAGCCGGCUUUCAUAUUCGGAACUGGAUAUCCAACAAAGAGGAAUUUGUGAGAACAAUAGGAGAAGGUAAUCCCGCAGUAGUGAAGCACUUUACUCCAGGCCAGGAGAGUGACGGUGAACGAUUGCUAGGGAUGAUUUGGCAACCGACAGAGGACAACUUCUCAUUUGCGUUAAACUUCCGUGACGAUUUGAAAGACAUCUUGGCUGGUGACGUUGUUCCAACGAAACGGCAAAUACUCAGAAUAGUCAUGAGUAUUUAUGAUCCACUGGGACUCGUUUCGACGUUCGUAGUUCAUGGAAAGAUAAUGAUCCAAGAAAUGUGGAGAAUCAAGAUAGGCUGGGAUGAAAAGAUUCCAACAAAUCUCUUCACUCGUUGGCAGCAAUGGCUUAUUCGACUGAGAGGAAUGGACGAGAUUGAAGUACCGCGCUGUUAUUUUCCCGGCUAUCACCCAUCCAGCUACGACACGCUCCAGCUUCACAUAUUCGUCGACGCAAGUUCAGAAGCCUACGCUGCAGUUGCAUAUUUUAGAAUCGUCGAUCGUGGAACUGUUCGUUGCGCCUUGGUAUCUUCUAAAACAAAGGUGGUGCCACUCCAACCACUAUCAACGCCACGUGCCGAACUGCUUGCAGCGGUUCUAGGAGCUCGUUUACGGAAAACAAUCGUAGACGGACAUUCGUUGAAGAUACAUCAAACCCAUUUUUGGUGUGACUCAUCUACUGUACAUUCGUGGAUCACAUCGGAUCUUCGACGAUAUAGACAAUUUGUUGCGCUAAGGGUCAACGAAAUUCUCAACCUAUCCACACCCGAGGAAUGGAGGUGGAUUCCAACCCACUUAAACGUUGCCGAUGAGGCCACCAAAUGGGGCAAGGGGCCUUCGUUCACCGCUGACAGCCGCUGGUAUCGAGCUCCUCAGUUUCUGUACGAACCAGAAGAACUUUGGCCAGGAGAUCAGGAGACUCGCAUAACUGAAACGGAUGAAGAAGUUCGUCCGGCGUAUGUUGGGAAGCAUUCCCUCGGGCAACCACUCGUGCUUGUUGAGCGUUUCUCAAAAUGGGAGCGACUCCACAGAUGCGUUGCGUAUGUGUUACGGUUCGUCAAUCGAGUUCAUCCGGAAUGGAAGACGCUGGGAUCAACGGUGAAUCUCACGAAGGAAGAUUUACUGGAAGCGGAACGAGUGCUUUGGCGGUUGGUGCAACAUGAAGCGUAUCCCGAUGAGGUCAACAUUUUGAAAUCAAAAAGAGAGGGCCAACGAAAUCAACAAAAGAAUGUAGAGAAGAACAGUUUGUUGUACAAACUAUCACCAAUAAUGGACGAGCAUGGAAUAAUUCGCAUGAACAGUCGCCUUUCUGCAGCCGAGUUCUUGCCCUUCGAUACUCGAUUUCCAAUUAUCCUUCCGAAGGACAGCUAUAUCACCCGCCUCGUUGUUGAUUGGUAUCACCGCGACUACAAACACGCAAAUGACGAAACAGUCAUUAACGAGAUAAAACAAAAAUUCCACAUCUCGAAGUUGAGAGGGCGGUUGAGCUUCGUGAAGAAAAACUGCAGCUGGUGCCGCGUAUAUAAGGCAGUACCAACAGUACCGCAGAUGGCAUCACUUCCGCCGGAAAGGCUUACUCCGUUCGUCCGCCCCUUUUCCUAUGUAGGAAUAGACUAUUUUGGGCCGUAUCUGGUGAAAAUAGGAAGAGCUUCAGUGAAACGCUGGGUGGCUCUUUUCACGUGUUUAACGAUUAGAGCCAUUCACUUGGAAAUCGCUGCCACGUUGUCUACGGAUUCCUGUAAAAAGGCUAUUCGCCGAUUCAUUGCCCGGAGAGGUGCACCAUUAGAAGUUUUCACAGACAACGGGACAAACUUCGUUGGAGCUGGUAGAGAGCUGGCAGAAGAGAUAAGGAAUUUGAACAAUGAGUUGAGUAGUACCUUCACGAAUAGCCAUACACAAUGGAGGUUCAACCCUCCUGCAGCUCCCCACAUGGGAGGCUGCUGGGAGAGAAUGGUGCGCUCGGUGAAGGUAGCACUCGGCAGCGUACCUACAUUGCGGAAACUUGACGAGGAAUCCUUCUGGACCAUGUUAGCUGAGGCCGAAUCUAUGAUAAACUCUCGCCCACUCACAUUUGUACCGCUUACAACUGAUUCGGAAGAAUGCUUGACCCCGAAUCACUUCCUUAUGAUGAGCUCAAAGGGAGUUAAGCAACCUGUCAAAGAUCCAAUUUGCGAGAAAGCUGCUUUGAAAGACAGCUGGUCUACGUUACAGAUGGUUCUGGAUCACUUCUGGAAACGUUGGUUGUUGGAGUAUCUACCGACCAUCACACGACGGUCAAAAUGGUUCCAAGAUGUACGACCGAUUAAGGCAGGUGAACUAGUGAUAAUUGCAGAUGAGAAGCUUCGAAACCACUGGACAAGGGGGCGUGUCGUCCGUGUGUAUACAGGGCAAGAUGGAGUGGCAAGGAAAGCGGAUGUGCAAACAAGUGGAGGAGUCCUGCAACGUGCUGUGGCGAAACUAGCUGUGCUAGAUCUUGAAAAGGCUGAUGACGCAGAAGCGGAACUUCAGUCGUCAUGCGGGGGAGGAUGUUCCGAAAAGAUGCAGCCUAGUGUACCCCUCAAUUCAGCAACAUGCUCCAACGUCACAAUUGUCUGAACGUUGUCUGUCAUCGGUUUGAGGAUAUGUACAUGCAUAGGUAGCAAUACGGAGGUUGUCAGAAUUAGACUGGAUGCGUAGUGAUUUGCAUUUAUAUAAGCUACGGUAAAUUUCUUUAUUAAAUUGAAUUGUUUAAUUUCUAAAUUACUACUGUGUAUUUCUAGUUUUCAAUUAUAUUCAAUGAAUUCGUAUGAGGUAGUUCUGUGGUUAGUUGAAUACACUAUUGCCGACAAAAUGUAAGCUAAACGAAUUGUAAACCCUGUUAUUAACCCUACUUACAAAUAAACAUUAUUUCAGCUUCGAGCUAACUCACUGCUAAAUACGAGUUUUGCUACGCGGAUUGUCCGAAAAUAGUUUAU
Molecule: messenger RNA, 7683 nt
Organism: Aedes albopictus (Asian tiger mosquito)
Lineage: Eukaryota; Metazoa; Arthropoda; Insecta; Diptera; Culicidae
Exons: 2
Coding region: 455-7324 (2289 amino acids)
Biological process (GO): DNA integration
Molecular function (GO): nucleic acid binding
Source: RefSeq, a predicted model, not a curated record